Parnassius mnemosyne (clouded apollo) is the source of this 909-nucleotide messenger RNA. The record is from the annotation of a GenBank genome assembly. NCBI's taxonomy places the organism in Eukaryota, Metazoa, Arthropoda, Insecta, Lepidoptera, Papilionidae.
AUGAACUUAGAGAUAAUUAAACUAAAACAAGACGUACAAACAAGGUGGAACUCUACUUUCUAUAUGUUUGAAAGAUUGUUAAAAGUCAAAGCUCCUCUAUCCGCUACUUUAUCACUUAUUGACUCACCUCCGCCAAACUUAAAUUCAACUGAAUGGCAGAUUCUGGAAGAUUGUGUGGCUCUUUUACAACCAGUGGAAAAAAUCAGCACCGUAUUAUCUGGGGAGUCUUACCCGACGCAGUCUAUCAUUAUUCCCCUAGUAAGAGGAUUACAGAGUGCUAUAAUAAAGAAGAGACCAAGCACUGAACCUGGAAAUCACUUACAGAGGUCAUUAUUGGAAAUUAUAGACAAAAGACUAGGUGUUUAUGAAUCGAAUCGGACUGCAGCAAAGGCGACCAUUCUAGACCCUCGAUUUAAAAAAAAUGCAUUUGGGACCAUUAGUACUGCAGAAAAUGCAGUUAAAUAUGUAUUAGAGGAACUGGUUCAAUAUCAGCCAGUUCAGGGGCAAACAUCAGAACGAGCCAUUGCUUCGACAUCUGAAGUUUCCAUUUCAAAUAAGGCCGAUGACUCGGAUAUAUGGGAAGACUUUGACAGGAAAAUAAGUGAAACUGUCAUGCAUCAGACUCCAAUCUCUUCUGCUUCCAUUGUUUUAAGACAAUAUCUAGAUCUGCCAUAUCUAGACAGAAAGCAAAACCCAAUACAUUUUUGGAAGCAAAGGGAAAAUGUAUAUCCAACCCUAUGCCGGAUGGCAUAUAAAUAUUUAUGCAUUCCCGCUACCUCAGUGCCGUCGGAACGACUUUUUUCAAAGGCUGGUUUACUUACGAAUCAAAGAAGGAACAGACUCAUGCCAAAAAAAGUUGACCAAAUAUUAUUUUUAAAUUCUUUCUGUAGCGAAAAGAGGACGUAUUGA